Messenger RNA from Phytophthora nicotianae INRA-310, 1706 nucleotides. RefSeq lists its product as hypothetical. Lineage: Eukaryota; Oomycota; Peronosporomycetes; Peronosporales; Peronosporaceae. Bases 54 to 1706 code for a protein of 550 amino acids. Gene Ontology annotation, molecular function: glucosylceramidase activity. Gene Ontology annotation, biological process: glucosylceramide catabolic process. The record is from RefSeq and is a predicted model, not a curated record. The transcript has a single exon.
GGAGACUGGCUUGCAGGUUCGAACCGUUCGAGUUGCCUCAACUUGCGAGGAGCAUGCGAACCGCUGGGUAUCUAGCGGUCGCCGCAGUGGUGAGUGCAAGUGUGUCCUUCGCACCGCACCAGGUGCUGGCCGUGUGCUCCAGCUGGUCUUCUCUGUACCAGGGCCAUCUGGACGGUGUUUGUGUCUGCAAUGAAACUCAGUGCGACUCGGUUUCAAACGAGUAUCUGCGUCUUAGAGAAGGUCAGGUGGGUGUGUUCACUACGUCUCAAUCCGGAGCACGACUCGAGUACGAGGAGAAGAAGCUGCAUGCGAGACCGGUGAGCAGCCCCACGUUUUCUAUCGAUGUUUCGACGCAGUAUCAGACGAUCAUCGGCUUUGGCGCUGCGUUCACCGACUCAGCAGCUAUCAACGUUUACAAGCUGUCAAAGAAGCUCCAGCAAAUACUUCUGGACCAGUAUUUCUCGGGAAAAGGGCUCCAGUACAACCUCGGACGUGUAUCGAUCGGAUCAAAUGAUUUCUCCACGAACAUAUACUCGUACAAUGAUGUGGAAGGCGAUCUCGAAAUGGAAAACUUCUCUAUCGACGUGGAUAGAGCUCCGAACUCCUAUAAAAUUGAACUAAUUCAACGGGUGCUGAGUAUGACGUCGCGUGACAUUAAGCUUUUUGCUUCUUCGUGGGCACCUCCUGCGUGGAUGACGAAAGAGAAAUCAACUAUCAAUUGCCAUCUCAAGGGAAAGCCAGGUGAUGAAAACUGGAAAGCACUGGCAUUAUACUACUCUAAAUUCUUCUCAGCUUAUAAGGAAGAAGGCAUCAACUUCUGGGCGAUGACUGUACAAAAUGAACCUGAGAAACCCCUUCUCGCAUUUGCUAAGUGGCAGACAUUGCGAAUCACUCCUGAGGAAGAGAGAGAUUUCAUUAAAUUUGACCUUGGGCCGAGGAUGAAGAAAGACCACCCUCACUUGAAGAUCAUAGCGAAUGAUGAUCAAAAGCCAAGCAUUCUGACUCGUUUGGAGCCACUGGAGGAUCCUGAUUCGCUUCAGUAUAUUAGUGGCGUCGCUGUUCACUGGUAUCGAAACGUGGACUUCGUGCUUGGAAUGGGUGGACACUUUGGCAAACUCCAGGAGUUCCACGAUGCUUAUCCAGACCUUUUCAUCCUUCCGUCUGAAGCAUGCGAAGGAUAUAUGCCAAACCCCUUAGGAACGGGUAAAGGACCUUCUCUCACAGACCCAGACAAAAGCUGGACUCGCGGUGAGAACUAUGGUCGUGACAUCAUUGGGGACUUGAAUGGCUAUGCAGGCGGUUGGACUGAUUGGAAUAUGGUGCUGGACACGAAAGGAGGACCAAACUGGGCGAAGAACAUGGUAGACGCGCCGAUUCUCGUGGAUGCUAAGAACGGUGCCGAAUUCUACAAGCAGCCAAUGUUCUAUUUCAUGGGGCAUUUCGCCAAAUUCGUGCCGGCAGGUUCGAGCCGCAUUAAAAUAUCAUUAGCUGAAGACUCGGAGACUGAGCUGCAGACUAGCGCGUUCGUCACCCCAGAGAACCAAAUCGUUAUCCAAUUUUUGAACCUUGAAGGCUCUGACGAGGUGGUGAAUGUACAGACGUCCGACUCCAGCACUUUCACAGUCCAAGUGCCAUCGCACUCCAUCGUAACAGCAAUUUUGCCACCUUCAAAAGACACCACCAUUCUCAAGUCAAGUGCAAAGUAA